AAGGAAGAGGUAGCCGAGUUUUGGCAAAAUGUUGUGAAGCAGCUUAAUAGUAUAGGCCCACCAACCAAAGAUGUAUCAAGCUGGAAAAAGGUGUGGUUAGAUUGGAAGGCUUAUAUAAAGCGAAAACUGUCAGAAAACAAGAGGGAGCAAACAACAACUGGCGGUGGCCGCUAUAAGCAGCACCACUUUAAUGAGAUGGAAGAAGAAGUAAUCAGACUGACCGGUUUAGAGACCAGCACACACGGUAUCCCAGGCACAGUAAGUGUGGGACUACCUGCUACUGUCGAGGCAGAGAAUAGUGGACCCGAUCCGGACGUAUCCAUGCUGUCGGAUAACUGCAGUCCUUCUUUCACGAGACGUGCACCAACUGUCCAAAAGCGAGUCGGUACAAGUACUGCAGAUCUUCUAAAAGAGCAGCUAGCGCUUCAAAAGGACUUCCAAGCAAAGAGUCUGCAGCAUUUUGAACAGCAAGAUAUGAAGCUAGACAAUCUCGCUUCGACUAUGCAGAGAAUGUGUUCGGCACUGGAAAAAAUGUGCGACCUGAAAGCCGCCGACCUGGAAGAAACGCGUAGGCACCAUAGAAAUAUGGAGUGCUUGAAUGCGGCUAAAAAUGAAAUAAAACAACAAAUGUUAGAAGUCGAGAAUAAGAGCCUCGAAGCGUUGUCAAAAAAAAAAAAA
Anastrepha ludens (Mexican fruit fly) is the source of this 678-nucleotide messenger RNA. RefSeq lists its product as uncharacterized. The record is from RefSeq and is a predicted model, not a curated record. Lineage: Eukaryota; Metazoa; Arthropoda; Insecta; Diptera; Tephritidae. The annotation marks the transcript as partial. The transcript has 2 exons. Gene Ontology annotation, cellular component: nucleus.